Bolinopsis microptera is the source of this 3031-nucleotide messenger RNA. RefSeq names its product endosomal/lysosomal proton channel TMEM175-like. The record is from RefSeq and is a predicted model, not a curated record. Bases 392 to 1870 code for a protein of 492 amino acids. Lineage: Eukaryota; Metazoa; Ctenophora; Tentaculata; Lobata; Bolinopsidae. Gene Ontology annotation, molecular function: proton channel activity; potassium channel activity. The transcript is spliced from 11 exons.
GGCAGACCAUGUUUAGUGACGCCGUGUUCAGCAUUGUCGCUACUAUUGUCGUGGUGACUUGUGAAAUUGGGGAGUCUGAGAUGAACGAAGUGAGUUGCAUUGCUGAUGGUUAAACUGAAUGACUGCUUGUUCUGUCUGUUCUCUGAUUGUUGUUAGUUUUCUUAAUUACUGUUAACUGUAUGUUUCAAUCAUAGCUGCAUGUGAUUAUGCUGUUUAAUGAUGUUCUGAGCGACUUUGCCAUGAGACCCCUCCCCCUCCCCCUCGGAACGAGUUAACGCCCCACUGUUAGCGUCCUCCUGGUUACCUGGUUACCUGGUUACCUGGUUACCUGGUUACCUGGUUACCUGGUUACCUGGUUACCUGCAGGUUACCUCAGUUAGCGUCCUGCUUUAUGGGGGACUACUCUAUCUCACAUGGGUUCAGUGACCCUCUGCGAUGGUGGCCGGUAGACCGCCAGAACAUGUUUACUGAUGCGGUGUUCAGCAUCGCCGCCACCAUUGCUGUUGCUAAUCUGAACCUCAAGACAGAGGUACUUGACACGGAAGAUUUUCUGCUAAAAGACGCGCUGCUUGAUCACAUUCCCAAGUUUGUAGCCUACUUUGCUUGCUUCUUCGUGAUCAGUGCUUAUUGGGGAUGUCACGUGCGACUCUACAACCUUGUUGUCAAUAGCAACGAUGUUUUAACCUGGCUCAACCUGUUGUUACUGUGUGUCCUCUCCUUCCUCCCCCUGACCCUGUCUCUGUGGGCGGACUCUGCCUCCCUCGCAGACUACAUGUCUCACUUCCCCUCUAUAAACCUCGCACUAGCCUGCCUCAUCUUCACUUUUACUAUAUUCUACGUAUUCAGAGACAGAGCUGCUCAUCAUACCCACAUUACCUCUUCUCAAAAAACACGGAGAAGGUUUAUAAUCCUACUGUACGCCUGGUUCCCUACCCUAAUAGGACUGUUCUGUAUCUACAUAUACAAACUAGCAGAGUUCGCGCUCUGUGUCGUGUUCGUCCUUGUCCUGCUCACUGCUGUCGUUAUUACCCGCUUUGAGAGGUGGUAUCUCGGACAUAGGUUACUAGAUAUAGCAGUUCAACAAGUGAACAGUCCUCUGCCAAUGGAACGAAUAGAAGCGUUCAGUGAUGGAGUGUAUGCCAUCUCCAUGACACUCAUGGCAGUUCAAAUUGCGGAGAAGCUGUCAUCGUCUGCAGCGAACGAAAAGUUCCUGGAAAUAUUCGCAAAUUCCUCUGUUGCUUACCUCACCUGUUUCGGUUUGGUUUCCAUCCUGUGGUUCGUUCAUCACCAGCUCUGCCACAAUAUCCAACAGAGUAACCCGCUGAUUCAGACUCUCAACACACUGGCUAUCUCCUUUGUGGGGGGUAUACCUUUCUCAUCAGGUCUCAUCCAGCACUAUGCUAACCCGCACAGCUUCGAUUCAGCUAACUUCCGCAUCAAUGAGGAGGUUUGUGUGCAGUUUCACUGUAUGGUGCUGUUUUUCUCUGGACUCUUCCAGGCACUUAUGUGGGUAGCAGCGAUACAUAUGAGGGUUACAAGUGUAAACUACAGCAGCUACGCGGACGCACUACUAUUCUUCAAAACAAUGGUGGUGCCUUAUGUCAGCUGUAUAUUAUAUCUCUACUCUGUAUUCUACGAACAUUCUAGUUCACUUUUCCUGGCACUCACUUGUGUCACUCCCUUCACCUUUGCUGCGGCGAAUUACUGUCACAGGAAGCGACAGUCACUGACAUCUUUUGCUUCAAGACUAUUCUCACGGUCAGACAGCACUAAUAAUCUCCAGCCCGGAUUGUUAGAAUCCUCCGCAAACUCUGAGAUACACCGAUCUGAUCAUCAUCCUUACAUCAGCUUCUCUCCGUCCAGUCCUUAGAAUCUGAUCAUCAUCCUUACAUCAGCUUCUCUCCGUCCAGUCCUUAGAAUCUGAUCAUCAUCCUUACAUCAGCUUCUCUCCGUCCAGUCCUUAGAAUCUGAUCAUCAUCCUUACAUCAGCUUCUCUCCGUCCAGUCCUUAGAAUCUGAUCAUCAUCCUUACAUCAGCUUCUCUCCGUCCAGUCCUUAGAAUCUGAUCAUCAUCCUUACAUCAGCUUCUCUCCGUCCAGUCCUUAGAAUCUGAUCAUCAUCCUUACAUCAGCUUCUCUCCGUCCAGUCCUUAGAAUCUGAUCAUCAUCCUUACAUCAGCUUCUCUCCGUCCAGUCCUUAGAAUCUGAUCAUCAUCCUUACAUCAGCUUCUCUCCGUCCAGUCCUUAGAAUCUGAUCAUCAUCCUUACAUCAGCUUCUCUCCGUCCAGUCCUUAGAAUCUGAUCAUCAUCCUUACAUCAGCUUCUCUCCGUCCAGUCCUUAGAAUCUGAUCAUCAUCCUUACAUCAGCUUCUCUCCGUCCAGUCCUUAGAAUCUGAUCAUCAUCCUUACAUCAGCUUCUCUCCGUCCAGUCCUUAGAAUCUGAUCAUCAUCCUUACAUCAGCUUCUCUCCGUCCAGUCCUUAGAAUCUGAUCAUCAUCCUUACAUCAGCUUCUCUCCGUCCAGUCCUUAGAAUCUGAUCAUCAUCCUUACAUCAGCUUCUCUCCGUCCAGUCCUUAGAAUCUGAUCAUCAUCCUUACAUCAGCUUCUCUCCGUCCAGUCCUUAGAAUCUGAUCAUCAUCCUUACAUCAGCUUCUCUCCGUCCAGUCCUUAGAAUCUGAUCAUCAUCCUUACAUCAGCUUCUCUCCGUCCAGUCCUUAGAAUCUGAUCAUCAUCCUUACAUCAGCUUCUCUCCGUCCAGUCCUUAGAAUCUGAUCAUCAUCCUUACAUCAGCUUCUCUCCGUCCAGUCCUUAGAAUCUGAUCAUCAUCCUUACAUCAGCUUCUCUCCGUCCAGUCCUUAGAAUCUGAUCAUCAUCCUUACAUCAGCUUCUCUCCGUCCAGUCCUUAGAAUCUGAUCAUCAUCCUUACAUCAGCUUCUCUCCGUCCAGUCCUUAGAAUCUGAUCAUCAUCCUUACAUCAGCUUCUCUCCGUCCAGUCCUUAGAAUCUGAUCAUCAUCCUUACAUCAGCUUCUCUC